AUGUUAAUUUCGAAAUAUUUCACUACAUGUGUUAUAUCAUCUGUUUUUCUUUUAAGAAAUAUUUCUAUAUCCCCUCACCAUGAAAGGACCUUGGCUAACAGUGAAGCAGAAAAUGAAUAUCCCACUAACCUAGCUCCUGUAAAUACUAUAAAUGCUUAUAAUCCUGAAUGGGACAAUGAGUGGCAUGACCAAUUAAAUGAGGAUUGGGAAAAUUGGAAGUUAACUUUAAAUGAAGAAUGGCAUAAUUUUACAUCCUUUCUGAAAAAUGAUACGGAGGAUCUUUUACAAGAAAAAAAUAAUGAAUGGGAUGAAUGGAUUCAAAAAAUGCAAAAUAAAUGGUCAAAUUAUGAUCAAGUAAUGGAUAAAUUAUAUAAGUCUAUUAUUUAUCUUAAAUCAUUUUCAUGGAAUGAAAAUGAUUGGAUAGAAUGGAUUAAUUCUGAUUGGAAAAAAUUUAUGGGAAUGGAUUGGCACAGAUGGAUAAACGAUGUUGAAUAUGAUAUAGACACAAAAAUAGAAGAUAAAUGGGAUCAGUGGAAAACAGAACAAAUGAUGUUAUGGUUAAUGACUAAUUCAACAUUUGAAGAACAGUAUUAUAUGGAAAAAUUAGAAUCUGGAAAUCCCUCAUAUAGUGAUAAAAUACAAUCUUUUAUAAGCCUAUCUACAAAAAUAAGUAAAUGGAAAACAGAACAAUGGGAAAAUUGGAUACAAGAUAAAGAAGAAUAUAUUAAUCACAUUAAGAAUAGUAAAUGGUUACAAUGGAAAGGAGACCACUACUUUUUAUUUAAUAACUGGAGAAAUAAAUUUAUUAAAAAUUGGAUAAAAGAGAAACAGUGGGAGUUUUUGAUAAAAAAAUGUAGACAAAUUUAA
Molecule: messenger RNA, 867 nt
Organism: Plasmodium gonderi
Lineage: Eukaryota; Apicomplexa; Aconoidasida; Haemosporida; Plasmodiidae
Product: tryptophan-rich antigen
Exons: 2
Coding region: 1-867 (288 amino acids)
Source: RefSeq, a predicted model, not a curated record